Molecule: messenger RNA, 3348 nt
Organism: Cinclus cinclus
Lineage: Eukaryota; Metazoa; Chordata; Aves; Passeriformes; Cinclidae
Gene: MAPK8IP2
Product: mitogen-activated protein kinase 8 interacting protein 2
Exons: 13
Coding region: 1-3348 (1115 amino acids)
Biological process (GO): regulation of JNK cascade
Cellular component (GO): cytoplasm
Molecular function (GO): protein binding
Source: RefSeq, a predicted model, not a curated record
AUGGCGGAUCGCGCCGAGAUGUUCUCGCUCUCCACCUUCCACUCGCUCUCCCCGCCCGGCUGCCGACCACCCCAGGACAUCAGCCUGGAGGAGUUUGAUGACGAGGACCUGUCGGAGAUCACGGAUGAUUGCGGCAUCGGCCUCAACUACGACUCAGACCACUACGAGAAGGACUGCCUGGUGCUGGAGCGCGGGGAGCAGCCGCACCCCGUGUGCACCUUCCAGGACGACUUCCAGGAGUUCGAGAUGAUCGAUGACAAUGACGACGACGACGACGAGGAAGAGGAGGAGGAGGAGGAGGAAGGCAACGAGCUGGAGGCGCCGCCGUCCCCUUCAGCCUCGCCCAUCCCCUCGCCAGCCCUGGAGGAGAUGCAGAAGCACCGGCCCACCACCCUGAACCUGACAGCCCCGGGCACACAGGAUUCCCUGAACAACAACGGUGGCUUUGCUCCUGCCGCACCCCGGCCCAGCUGGCAGGAUGCUCUCCUCCACUCCUCCUCCUCCGCCUCUUCCUCACACACCGGUGAGCGGCAGCAGUGGGACAGUGACACUGGACACUCGUCCCCCCACGCCUGCAUCCUGGACGGACCCUGCCUGGAGAGCCCGCCGGGCCCCGGGGGGGCCCCCCCCUCGCUGCCGCCCUCCCCCCUGGACUCGCAAGGCAACAGCCCCGAGUCCCUCGCACAUGGUAACCCAUCGCCCCCGAGAGCCGCGCCCGAUUUUAACAUGAACCUCAUCUCCGCUGCGCUCCGAGCUCCGCUCUCCCCGCUGCGCCCCCGCCAGCCGCCCCCGCCUCACCCCUGUCUCUCUCCAACAGGACCCGCCGCUCCCCCCGGCGCCCCCGACGCCGCCCCCCCGCCCCAGGCCGCCCCCCAGGCCCCCACGCAGCCCCAGGGGGGCGGCAGCCCAGGGUCCCCCCGCCCGCAGCCGCGGUUGCAGUCCCGGCCGGAGCGGGAUGGGGUUCCCGCGGAGCCGCUCAGCUCUGACGGGGAGGGUCCCCAGUCCGGCCGGGCCGCCAGCGUGCGCGGCCACCCCUCGGGCUCCUCUGAGACCACCUCGCCCUCCUCGGACCCGGGCAUCGAGGCCGACCUCACGAGCCGCACGGCCAAACCCUUCCUGCCUGGCGGGCGGCGCGGGGAUGAGCUGAGCUCGCCCGGCUCUGACUCGGACGUGGAUGGGGAGCUCGAGGCGGCUUUUGCCGGCGGGCGCCUGGUCAGCAACAUGAUCUCGUCCAUCUCGGAGACCGAGCUGGACCUGAGCAGCGACAGCAGCAGCGGCCGCUCGUCGCACCUGACCAACUCCAUUGAGGAGGCCAGUUCGCCUGGCUCUGAGGGUGAGCUGGAGCACGAGCUGGAGGCGCCCGGCCUGCUGGGCAUCAAGGACUCGCUGCUGCUCGACAAGGGCAAGGAGGACGAGGAGGAGCCGGCCGAGAGGGGCCCGCCGGACGCCAGCCCCCUGGACCUGAAGAUUGACCCCGACCACAGCCUGGAGAGUAUCCGCCGCUCCUUCUACCUGCCUGUGGGACCCAAGCUGAUGCCCGAGGCGGACGAGGAGGACAACAGCGAGUAUGACUCUGACUCGGAGUCAGAGCCCGACCUGAGUGAGGACUCGGACUCACCAUGGCUGCUCAGCAAUCUGGUGAACAAGAUGAUCUCGGAGGGCUCAUACCCCAUCAAGUGUCCGGACGAGUGCUUCCAGAACAGCCACUCACUGUGUGACACCAUCUCGCCUGCCUCUGACCUGGAGCCUGAGAUCCUGAGCGAGGCUUUGGAUGAGGAGCCGGGCCCGCGGGACACGCCGGUAGCGCUGGGGGAAGCGGCAGCGGUGCCAGAGCGGUGCCAGCGUGGUGCCAUCGAGCUGGUGGACAUGGAGACGCUGCGCAGCUCCCUGGCUGAGGCCGAGCAUGUGGCUAUGGAGCCGCCACCGGAGCCGCCGGCCGAGGAGCCGGGGCCUUUCCUGUUCCUCAGCAACCCCACCAAUGACACCAUCGCGCCUGUGUGCCCCGGCCGCCCCGUCACCCUUGGCUGCCUGGAUGCCUCCGAGGUCCUGGCCACCUUGGGCUGCCACCCAGUGGCCCCAUCGCGGGUGUCCCCUGGCAACGAGCCUGCUGUCACCGUCUGGGACCACAGCCCCGCCAGCCCCCAGUGCUGGGCCCUCGAUGGGGACCUGGACUCGAGCGUGCUGGAGGCUGAUUCCAUGAUCGACGAUGUCCGGUUAGUGCCCAGCGCCGACCCCGCCGCGCUGGACGUGUCCACGGCCAAGACCAACCGCGGCUUCGCCAUGGCCUUGGAGGAGGCAGAGCUGCCCUUUGCGGCCCCGUGUCGGGGCAGCCCAGCUGGGGAGGCGCCGGUGCCGCAGGAGCUGGACGAGUCUCUGGCCUAUGACUCAGUCAAGUACACGCUGGUGGUGGACGAGCACACGCAGCUGGAGCUGGUCAGCCUGCGGCGCUGCACGUCUGUGCUCAGCGAUGACAGCGACAUCCUGAGAGCCUGCGAUGAUGAGGUGGCCUUUGGGGACGGGCUGGUGGCCCCCGACACGCGCAGCUCCUCCGAGGACUCGUCCCCCGAGGCCGACCUGCAGUUCUCUAAGAAGUUUCUCAAUGUCUUCGUCAACAGCACCUCACGCUCCUCCAGCACAGAGUCCUUUGGGCUAUUCUCCUGCAUGGUGAAUGGCGAGGAGCGGGAGCAGACCCACCGUGCUGUCUUCAGGUUCAUCCCGCGCCACGAGGACGAGCUGGAGCUGGAUGUGGAUGAUCCCAUCCUGGUGGAGCUGGAGGAGGAUGAUUACUGGUACCGGGGCUACAACAUGCGGACGGGCGAGCGCGGCAUCUUCCCCGCCUUCUACGCCCACGAGGUGGUGGGGCAGGCCCGCGAUGCCAUCGGCCUGAAGAGGAACCCAUGCUGGGUGGAGCGGUUCAACGUGCAGUUCCUGGGCUCUGUGGAGGUCCCGUACCACCAGGGCAACGGGAUCCUGUGUGCGGCCAUGCAGAAGAUCGCCACCACCAGGAAGCUGACGGUGCACCUGCGGCCCCCGGCCAGCUGUGACCUGGAGGUGACACUGCAGGGCAUCAAACUCAUCCUGACCGUCACCGAGUACAGCCCCGAGCACGAGCGCUGCAGCCACUUCUUCCAGAUGAAGAACAUCUCCUUCUGUGGGUGCCACCCCCGGAACAGCUGCUAUUUCGGGUUCAUCACCAAGCACCCGGUGCUGAGCCGCUUCGCCUGCCACGUGUUCGUGUCCCAGGAGUCCAUGAGACACGUGGCCGAGUGUGUCGGCCGAGCGUUUCAGGAAUAUUACCAGGAGCACCUGGAGUACGCCUGCCCCACAGAGGACAUCUACCUGGAGUAG